AGUUGAUUCUGACAUGAAACGGAAAAAGAUAUCAAGUAUACUUCUAUCAAAAUUUUUGUCACAAAUUUCUUUUUGUUUUAAAGUGUCUCGUGAGUAUUUUCCAAAGAAUUAGCGUUUUUAGUUGUAAUUUUCUUUAUUGUGAAAUCUUCGGUGUGAUAGUCUUACAAAAAAUAUCAAUUUAAUAAUUGUGAAAUUGAAAUUUCCCGCGCUUCCAAAUCAUAUCGAUUCCGGUUCUGCCAUUUCAUUUUUGAUCUCCGCGGCGCAACGGAGCACCAUUCUCUUAUAAGAGUGUGGUAAUUCUGUCCGUUAACUGUGCUUCUUUAAAAAUAGUAUACACAAUUUUUUGUAUGAGUCAGAAGGUAGAAAAACCAGUUCUAUCCGGUCAACGCAUCAAGACCAGAAAAAGAGAUGAAAAAGAGAGGUAUGAUCCAACUGGGUUUAGGGAUGCAAUAAUCUCUGGACUCGAUAAAUGUUCUAACGACUUCGAAGCUAUAUCACGUUAUUUGGACAGUGCUGGUAACAAAUUAGAUUAUCGUCGCUAUGGCGAAUGUCUUUUCGAUAUACUCAUCGCAGGUGGAAUUUUGGUUCCAGGGGGCACACUCUCACAGGAAGGUGAUGGCCCAUAUAGAACGGAAGCGUGUAUUUUCAAUACACCAGAUGAAAUAAACAUGGAUAUAAUGAAAAACUGGGAACAGGUGUUUAUCAAGCUUAUGCGUCGCUAUAAAUAUUUGGAAAAAAUUUUCCAGGAUGAAAUAAAGAAAAUACUUAUGUUUGUCAAGUAUUUCCUACCGUCCGAUCGCAAGAAAUUAUCCGUGAUGGUGUAUAUUUGGAUAGCGAAUGGCAGCAUACCCUUUACAGCAGUACUUGUACUGAAUAAUUCUCAUUUGGUAAAAGACCACCUCGCGUUAGAUUUUCUUAUAGACGUUUUUAAAGCAUGGCGUCAAGAGAAAGGGGUCAAUUCACUACAUUCUGCUAUUAAAAAAUCCAAUAUUGAAUCUCAUUUGACGAGUUUCAUACCAGAUACCAAACAAUCGCAAUUGUAUUUUCGUAACGCCUUUCAGGAUAAUGGUCUAGAGGAAAUACUCAAACUGUACAACGAUCAGCACCAGCAAUUAGCCAAGAAAGAGCUACAGGUGCUUUUGGCGGAUAGCCUCGGUGAGAACAAACCUCUUCGUGAUAUAAUUAAUGAAAUCAAAGAGAUUGCUUUGAGAGAUAAUAUUCAAGAACACGAAAUUGCAUGUAUUAUAUGGACUACUGUCAUGGACAUUCCAGAAUGGUCUAAAAAAGAAGAACUAGUAACGGAACAAGCCGUUAGACAUUUAAAAUACUACACAAAUUUGUUUGCUGCAUUCACGGAAUCCGCGCGUUCUGAAAUUAAUCUGGUAUUAAAAGUUCAAGAUUAUUGUUAUUCGAAUAUGAUCUUCAUGAAGGCCUUUCAAAAAAUUAUAAUGUUGUUUUACAAAACCGACGUGAUCUCAGAACAGACCAUCUUAAAAUGGUACAAACAAGAUUACAAUGUUAAAGGCAAGAUGAUGUUCUUAGAGCAGAUGAAAGAAUUUAUAAAUUGGUUACAGAACGCGGAAGAAGAGAGCGAUUCUGAAGGUGAAAGCGAAUAAGAAAAUGGAUUUUGUUGGUUUUGAAUAAAUAUCAGUGCCACCUAUCAUCGUAAAAAUAUAUAAAGUAGCAUUUUUUCCAAUGUAUUCAAUUUAUAAUGUAUAAAAUUUUUUCUGGUGCCUUACUAUGUUGGUGUGUGGCAGGCAAUAGUUUGACUGGGGACACGUAACUUUGACCUCACUAAAAUUUAUUCGAUAAAUGUAAAAGUAUUAUAAGUGCAGGGGAAAAAAUGAUAUUUAUCUGAAAAUGUCGCCAAUAAAAUCGUAACUCAAUGUUAUAUAUAUAUUAUAUUAAUGAUUUACGAAAAACAAUUUUUUUAAUAUACAUGAAAUUUUAAUAAAA
Messenger RNA from Diorhabda carinulata, 1956 nucleotides. RefSeq names its product protein krasavietz (gene kra). The record is from RefSeq and is a predicted model, not a curated record. The transcript is spliced from 8 exons. The coding region runs from base 348 to 1616 and encodes 422 amino acids. Gene Ontology annotation, cellular component: cytoplasm; membrane. NCBI's taxonomy places the organism in Eukaryota, Metazoa, Arthropoda, Insecta, Coleoptera, Chrysomelidae. Gene Ontology annotation, molecular function: protein binding.